ACUGAUCUGUCAAAUUCUUUUCAGAACACGCCAGCUUCAGUGCACGUGUAUUCUUUGGUUUUAGCUCGAUAUCUAAAGCAAAAUGGACAAGCCCAACGUUCUUGCUCGUGUGGUGAAGGUCCUUGGCCGUACCGGCUCCCAGGGACAAUGUACCCAAGUGAAGGUCGAGUUCAUCGGGGAGACGAGCCGUCAGAUCAUCCGGAAUGUGAAGGGACCCGUGCGUGACGGAGACAUCCUCACCCUGCUCGAGUCUGAGCGUGAAGCAAGGAGACUGCGAUAAACGAUGUCGCUGCUUAGUCUACAUUAGGUUAAUCCUUAAUAAAUAUAAUAUUAAUAAUAAGCCUUUUUAUUCUACUUUGCCUCUUUGCCUCUAGGCUCGCUAUAAUACAAGUUAUCCGUAUGAUAUUAUGCUAAACAUCUAUUAAGAAACCGUCAAAGAUGACCAUCUCAAUGUAACCAUCAAGCUUGUGAAUACAUAUUUAACAUUUAA
Molecule: messenger RNA, 490 nt
Organism: Ostrinia nubilalis (European corn borer)
Lineage: Eukaryota; Metazoa; Arthropoda; Insecta; Lepidoptera; Crambidae
Gene: RpS28b
Product: small ribosomal subunit protein eS28
Exons: 2
Coding region: 83-280 (65 amino acids)
Biological process (GO): ribosomal small subunit assembly; maturation of SSU-rRNA; translation
Cellular component (GO): cytosolic small ribosomal subunit; ribosome
Molecular function (GO): structural constituent of ribosome
Source: RefSeq, a predicted model, not a curated record